CGUGAGGACAGAAGCAGACAAUCAGCAGAAAUGACUGCCAGGCUCCAGUAGACCAGAGACCACAGAGCCGUGGUCGUGUUGUACCGGGUGGGUUUGUUGUUCUGGUCCGCAGCAGACAUGAAGAUCUCGGACGGUGUGUUGCGGAGCUUCCGAGUGGCCCGGACCUACAGAGAGAACUCUCAGAAGGUCAACUGUGUGGACUUCAGCCCGAGUGGACAACACGCGAUAUCCAGCAGCGACGACGACUGCAUCGUGCUGUAUGACAUCCAGGAGGGGAAACCCAAACGUACUCUGUUCAGCAAGAAGUAUGGAGUGGACCUCAUCCGCUACACACAUGGAGAUACACAGACAGUGGUCUACAGCUCCAACAAACUAGAUGAUACCAUACGAUACCUGUCUCUGAGUGACAACAAGUACAUCCGCUAUUUCCCCGGACACACUGCAAGGGUUAUUGCUCUCUCCAUGUCUCCAGUGGAUGAAACUUUUAUCUCCGGCUCACUGGAUAAGACGAUCCGGAUCUGGGACCUGCGCUCUCCAAACUGUCAGGGUUUGACUAAUCCACUGGGCAAACCUGUUUGUUCCUUCGACCCUGAUGGGCUGAUAUUUGCUGCAGGGGUGGAAUCACAGGCCAUUAAACUUUACGACCUUCGUGCUUUCGACAAGGGUCCAUUCGCUUCCUUUGAGACGAGGUUUAAUCGCACCUGUGACUGGACAGGACUGAAGUUCAGUAACGAUGGGAAACAGAUUCUCAUCUCGACAAACGGAGGGAUGAUUCGUGUCCUCAAUGCAUUCAGUGGAUCUGUGCUGCACAAUUUUUCUGGCUACAACAACAGUAGAGGCAUCUCCCUGGAGGCUUGCUUCACUCCAGACUCACAGUUUGUCAUGAUCGGCUCAGAGGACGGGAGAGUUCACGUUUGGAGCACUGAGAGCGGGAUGAAGGUGGCCGUGCUGGAUGGGAAACAUCCAGGACCCAUCAACACGCUGCAGUUUAACCCCAGAUACAUGACGUUUGCCAGCGCCUGCACGAACAUGUUGGUGCUAGAUUCAUUCAGAGAGCCUGCACACAGCUGGGACAAAGACUACGACCAGUGCCUGCUGCCUCUGCUCACGCCUCGGGAGCCCUGCUACAUCCUCUAUCGUCUGGACUCCCAGAAUGCACAGGGAUACCAGUGGGUCUUCAUCGCCUGGUCACCUGACCAAUCAGCAGUGAGACAAAAGAUGAUGUAUGCAGCGACCCGUGCCACAUUGAAGAAAGAGUUCGGAGGAGGUCAUAUCCAAGAUGAAAUGUUUGGCACAGUCGAGGAGGACCUGUGCUUCCAGGGAUACCUGCGUCACAUGUCGUCCUGCUCCUCCCCAGCUCCUCUCACAGCUGCCGAGCAGGAACUGCAACAAAUUAAAGUCACAGAGGAUAAAGUUGUAUGGGAUGAACGUAGACGAACCGGGACUCCAACCGCACGAGCCAAGGUUACGAUGGAGUUUGGCUUAGAUAAAAGGGCACAGGCUCUUCAGGGCCUUGCAUUCCCGUUACAAGAAGAGGCCAAACGAGCUCUGCAGCAACUCAAGCAGAAACGCAUCAACUACAUACAACUGAGGCUGGAUGUAGAGAAAGAGACCAUCGAGCUGGUUCACACCAAACCCACAGAGACCCACGAUCUUCCCUACAGGAUCCCCACAGAUUCACCCAGAUACCACUUCUUCAUCUUCAAACAUUCCCACCAGGGUCAGCUGCAGGAGGCGCUGGUGUUCAUAUAUUCGAUGCCUGGCUACACCUGCAGUAUCAAGGAGAGGAUGUUGUACUCCAGCUGUAAGAACAGGCUACUGGACGAGGUGGAGAGAGACUACCAGCUGGAGGUCACCAAAAAGAUGGAGAUAGACAGUGGCGAUGGCCUGACAGAAGACUUCCUGUACGAGGAAGUGCACCCGAUGGAGCACACCUUAAAGCAGGCCUUUGCCAAGCCGCGUGGACCAGGAGGCAAGAGGGGCAACAAACGCCUCAUCAAGGGUGCGGGGGAGAACGGCGAAGAAAGUUAGAUGCUUUACACACACGUAUAAAUAAGUACACAAGAAGAAAACCGAUACACAAUAUGUAUGAAUUGACUUGUUAUUUUUUGUUUAAUUUCUAGCCAUUCCUUCUUUAUUUUUACUCAAGGACACGCAGCGAACACAAACAUAGAUCC
Molecule: messenger RNA, 2177 nt
Organism: Paralichthys olivaceus (Japanese flounder)
Lineage: Eukaryota; Metazoa; Chordata; Actinopteri; Pleuronectiformes; Paralichthyidae
Product: WD repeat-containing protein 82-like
Biological process (GO): positive regulation of neuron projection development; regulation of lamellipodium assembly; actin filament depolymerization
Cellular component (GO): cytoplasm; myofibril; actin filament
Molecular function (GO): actin monomer binding; chromatin binding; actin filament binding
Source: RefSeq, a predicted model, not a curated record